Messenger RNA from Oncorhynchus masou masou (cherry salmon), 2974 nucleotides. It is a transcript of the gene cep57, whose product is annotated as centrosomal protein 57. The record is from RefSeq and is a predicted model, not a curated record. The coding region runs from base 196 to 1620 and encodes 474 amino acids. Gene Ontology annotation, cellular component: centrosome. Gene Ontology annotation, molecular function: gamma-tubulin binding; microtubule binding; identical protein binding. The transcript is spliced from 11 exons. Lineage: Eukaryota; Metazoa; Chordata; Actinopteri; Salmoniformes; Salmonidae.
ACGUAACUCUGAUGGGAACUUCCGCGUUCAGUCUUCGCGCGGUGUUUUGUUUUCUGAGUUCCAUAAAUUAUGGUAAAAAGGCUGCCUUGACAUUUUAUAUUUAUGUGCUCGUUCUGAAUUGAAGAGACCGUACGGAUAAAAACGUUAGCCAUGUAGCUAGCUCGGCUGGCAGGUAGCUAUAGUUGGUUGCCAUCAAUGGAGAGAGUGUCAAAACCAUCCGUCGGGCGAGCGAAGGAGCUCUCUGUCGGUGUGAUGUCUGACAUUCUGUCUCUACCCUCCUACAAAGACUACCCCGCAGGCCGCCCCUUCGUCAACACCUCUCUACCCUCCUACACACUCACAACUCGCAACACACACACACCCUGCCAGACAUUGUCCAGCAAGGCAUUCCCAGAAAGCAGCAGUGCAGCGAUCCUGUCUGCUCUGAUGAACCUACAGGAGAAGAUCAGGAAGCUGGAGUUGGAGAGAGGCAGAACGGAGCGGAGUUUACACAGCCUGGAGAAAGAGACCUCACACACUGCCCUAAGGAGUGACACACACACACUGAGAGACACACACAAACCCACAGACACACACGAGAGAGAGACCAGCAACCAGUCAGAACCCAACCAAGUGUUAGUGACUCAGCUGGCUGCAGCAGAGGCUCGCUGUAAGCUGUUGGACAGACAACUGGAGUACAUGAGGAAGAUGGUCCGCAACGCAGAGGCCGACAGAACAACCCUGCUCAAACGCCAGGUUUCCCUGGAGAUGACCAGGUCUGCUGCUCCCGCCCCUGACUCCGCCCACCAGGCCCAGUUAGAGAAGCUGGAGCUACUGGAGCAGGAAUACCAGAGACUGACCCGCACACAGAACCACGCAGAGAGGAAGAUUCGUGAGUUGGAGCUGAAACUGCUACAAGAAGAACACCAGAGGAAACUGGUCCAACACCAGGCCAACCAGUUACAGACAGGUCUGGAGGCCAAUCGUAUCCUGAUCCAGUCUGUGUCGCCCUCACCUCGCCUUCCCAAAGACAGAAGUACAAUCAGAGAGAAGAAACACCUCUCCAAGAAACCUGUUCUGCAGCAGACCUCACACACACAGCCACACUACAGACUGAGCCUAGGAGACGUCCCAUUUGUAGCAGGGAAGCAUCAGCCCCAGCUAUGUAACGCACGCGUCCUCUCCCACACCCCUCUGGCCCAGCAAGCCAAUGGCAGCGGCUCCUCCUCUUCCUGUGGGGAGGAGCUAUCAGACCUCCUGCUGGCCCUGCAGGAUGAACUGGGACACAUGAGUCUUGAGCAGCAGGAGUUGGUGCGGCAGGCUGAGACCUGUGUGUGUGAGCGGGAGAGGAGGGGGGUGGAGAGAGAACAGGAGACUCUACUCAGGAGAAUGGAGAGAAAAGCAGAGCAGAUCAGCAAGCUACGCAGACACCAAGCACAGGUGAAGAGGUUUAGGAGAGAUGCUCGUCAGAAGCAAAGUGGGGAGGUGAAGGUGACCACCACAGUGACCACGCGCGGUCGCUCUGCCGGGGCGGUCAAGGCUCGACCGGGGGACCGUAGCAGGAAAAGUCUAACACUGCUCAGGGACAUGAGGUCCCUGCAGACCUCGCUACACCCCAACCAACCACAAUGGAGCUACUGACCACAACAGGACCAACUGACCACAACAGGACCAACCACAAUGGAGCUACUGACCACAACAGGACCAACUGACCACAACAGGACCAACCACAAUGGAGCUACUGACCACAACAGGACCAACUGACCACAACAGGACCAACCACAAUGGAGCUACUGACCACAACAGGACCAACCACAAUGGAGCUACUGACCACAACAGACCAACCUCACUGAUGUGACUGAGACACUGUUACUCACCAGACUGCAACAGGACCAUGAUGCUGAAGAUCAGACUUUAUCAACCUGAACUUCUCUGAUGGACGUCCUGUGGGUGUCGUCGUGUAGCGAAGAGGACUGAGGCCUACCAAGGCCAUUUGGAAGAGGAGGAUGCUGAUGAAUGACCUCCAGGGACAGGGGGGUGUAGGGAAGAGGAAUGAGGCCUACCAAGGCCAUUUGGAAGAGGAGGAUGCUGAUGAAUGACCUCCAGGGACAGUGGGGUGAGGGAAGAGGAGGAUGCUGAUGAAUGACCUCCAGGGACAGUGGGGUGUAGGGAAGAGGAGGAUGCUGAUGAAUGACCUCCAGGGACAGGGGGGUGUAGGGAAGAGGAGGAUGCUGAUGAAUGACCUCCAGGGACAGUGGGGUGUAGGGAAGAGGAGGAUGCUGAUGAAUGACCUCCAGGGACAGGGGGGUGUAGGGAAGAGGAGGAUGCUGAUGAAUGACCUCCAGGGACAGGGGGGUGUAGGGAAGAGGAGGAUGCUGAUGAAUGACCUCCAGGGACAGGGGGGUGUAGGGAAGGCGGGUAAUGAUGUUGUAUUUCAGAUGUCUUUGGUAGAGCAGCAUAGCAGUGACAUCACACAGAACAGUCCUCCUGAUGUUACAGUAAAUCUGCUUCAUCUAUUGGCUCUCCCAGGGGUUUAACAGGGUGUGCUGUAUACAUCUGAUACUGUGUGUUCCACUGUUGCUGCAAACCUCAGCUCACUGCAAUAGACUGAAUUUUGUGUGUAGUUUUGUGUAUUAAAUAGUGUAACCACUCUGCUCUGCAAUGAUUCCCUAAGAUUAAGACACAUUUGAGUGUGUGAGUAGGGAACGAACGGGGGGGGGGUUGGGAAACCUUACGCUGUCCCUAAAGAUGGUGUGUGUGAGAUUGUGUGUUGCGGUUGUUUACUUGGACCAACAUUCUAAAUUUGUUAGACAAGUUACAAGCCGUAAUUGUAGAAGUCUAUCAAAUGGUCUGAAAAAAAAAACAUUUAUUUUCUAGUGUUGACACUUUCCUUGAUAUGAAUAACGGAACUGUCCUUAUGGUGUUUAGUUUUUCAGCUUCCUGAAACUCAGACCGUCUAUUUUUGAAUAAAGAUAUCUCCUGCCACCUGUUAGAA